This is a messenger RNA of Carica papaya (papaya), 2175 nucleotides long. Its product is annotated as Pentatricopeptide repeat (PPR-like) superfamily protein. The record is from RefSeq and is a predicted model, not a curated record. Lineage: Eukaryota; Viridiplantae; Streptophyta; Magnoliopsida; Brassicales; Caricaceae. Gene Ontology annotation, molecular function: protein binding.
GUUGAAUUACCAUACGAUACAGCAACCAUCGUCACUUCCAUAUUUCUUUUGCUUAAAGCUCGUUAUCUCUCCAUUAAUGGCAGUCGCGACUUCUUUUGACCGUUCGUUAACUGCGUCCAUUAACACCUACGGGAGAGCUCAGCGUAUAAUUGGUUUCGCCCCAACAUGCAAAAACCUUUUUGCUUUCUCUCAUCCAUCGCCCUGUUCCUCCAAGCUUCGUCCCUUGAUUUUCCAUGUUAACUCCUCUGGUUGCUCUUCUCCGAUCCUGGAAGAAACGACGUCAACAGAGUUAACCACCAUGGAUUUGGAGCUCCAUUUUCAAGAGCCAGGACGGUUUUCAGCAGCAGAUGAGGAUGAUUUGAACCAAGUUCUAUGUGGGUUGUUGCAGGAUCCUCAAAAUGGACGACAGGGACUCGAGUUCUUCGAGAAAGCAAAAGAAAGGCCAGAGUUCAGACCAGAAAAAUCGACACUAAAGCAUUUGAUCAGAUACUUGGUGCGAGCAAAGAAAUGGGAUACAAUUUUAUAUCUUUCUGAGGAUUUUAAGAAUUGGAACGUGUUGCCUGAUGCUAAUACUUGUUCAAGAUUGGUUAGUAGUUGCAUUAGAGCUAGGAAAUUCAGAGUUGUGCAGAGUCUACUUCAAGUUUUUGAAUCAGAUGACACCACAGUUGUCUUCGCAUUUGAUUCUGCCAUGAGAGGCUACAACAAAUUGCACAUGUUCAGGAGCACAAUCUUGGUUUUCGAGAAGAUGAUAUCUGCUGGAAUUGUUCCAAACCCGGGAUGUUAUUGCCAGAUACUGGAAGCAUACCAGAAAAUUGGCGAUACAGAGAAGGUGGUAGGUUUAUUUCAUGAGCUUGAGAGCAGGAAACUCGUUUUGACCCCAUUUUCAACUGAUAUAUACAGAAUCUUAUGUGAGUCCUUGGCCAAAUCAGGUCGAGCUUUUGAAGCUCUUGAGUACUUUAGAGACAUGGGAAGGAAAGGGAUUUUGGAGGAUUCUUCAAUUUACUCUUGUUUGAUAUGCUCUUUUGCUAACAUCAGAGAAGUAAAGGUAGCUGAACAGCUUUUCAAAGAAGCAGAAGAGAAGAGGCUGUUGAGGGACCCUGAAACAUUUCUCAAGACUGUGUUGAUGUAUGUUGAAGAAGGGUUGGUGGAGAAAACUCUUGAAGUUGUUAAUGCCAUGAAGAAUCUGAACAUAAAGGUUUCUGAUUGCAUCUUAUGUGCAAUUGUUAAUGGCUUCUCUAAAAGAAGAGGGUAUCAAGCCGCAAUUAGGGUAUAUGAGGAGUUGACCUCACAAGGUUGUAAACCUGGACAAGUGACCUAUACUUGCAUAAUCAAUGUCUAUUUCCGUCUUGGUCUGUACCAAAAAGCUGAAAUGUUAUUCUUAGAAAUGGAGCAAAAGGGGUUUGAUAAAUGUGUAGUGGCUUACUCCAGCAUGGUGGCCAUGUAUGGGAAAGUAGGGAGGGUAAGAGAUGCAAUGAAGCUUGUAGCCAAAAUGAAGCAAAAAGGGUGUCAACCAAAUGUAUGGAUCUACAAUUCUUUGAUUGAUAUGCAAGGAAGGGCCAAGAACUUGAGGCAAGUUGAGAAGAUAUGGAAGGAAAUGAAGAGAAGAAAAGUUGCUCCUGAUAAGGUUACUUACACAAGUGUGAUAAGUGCAUACAAUAAGGCAAGGGAAUUUGAUGUGUGUGUGAGUUAUUACUAUGAGUUUAGAUGGAAUGGAGGUGUAAUUGAUAGGGCGAUGGCAGGAAUCAUGGUGGGUGUUUUUUCAAAGACGAGUCGAGUGGAUGAGUUGGUGAUGCUUUUGCAGGACAUGAAAUGUGAAGGAACCCAGAUGGAUGGGAGGCUGUAUUAUUCUGCUUUGAAUGCUUUGAGAGAUGCUGGGCUGCAAGUGCAGGUCAAAUGGUUGCAAAAUAAUUUCAAAGCAAUAUAGACUCCUCAUCCUCUGCUUUGGCUGUCAAUAUUUGAUUGUAGACAAGAGAAAUGCUACAUGUUUUUUUUUUUCUUACAGGAAAUGGAAGAGAAGCAACAAAUUAAUUAACCUCCAAAUUCUUCUUUUCUAUUAUUCAAUUGAAGGUGCUGCCAUUAAAAUCUUACUUGUGUUGCCAGCACUUGAUUAAACCGAAAGAUAUAAUGUAGUAAAGAGUUCAACAAUGGAUUGUGCUGUGACUUUAGUUUUGUGGA